CUCUCUCUCUCUUUCUCUCUUCUCUAUCUUCUCUCUCUCAAAAACCAAGAAGAGGGCAUGGCAGAUAUGCUCACUCAAGAACAGAUAGUUGAGUUCAAGGAAGCUUUCACUCUAUUCGACAAAGAUGGCGAUGGUUGCAUUACUCUCGAAGAACUAGCGACGGUCAUACGGUCGUUGGAUCAGAACCCAACAGAGAAAGAGCUUCAGGACAUGAUCAACGAAGUCGAUGCGGACGGGAAUGGCACGAUCGAAUUCGCCGAGUUCUUGAACUUGAUGGCCAACAAAAUGAAGGAAACGGAUGCAGAGGAGGAACUGAAAGAGGCUUUCAAAGUGUUCGACAAGGACCAGAAUGGAUACAUAUCAGAGAGCGAGCUCCGGCAUGUAAUGAUAAAUCUGGGGGAGAAGCUGACGGACGAGGAGGUGGCGCAGAUGAUCAGAGAGGCGGACUUGGACGGUGAUGGUCAGGUCAACUACGAUGAAUUCGUCAAGAUGAUGAUGACCAUUGGAUGAUGAGAAAUGGUCAACGUGGUUGAACGAGAAAGAUCGGAAAAGUCGAUCCCAUUCAUAUUCAUUCGUUGAUUAUUCCUUUGUCCUAUCGCAAUCCCUCCCCAAAAAAAUGAUCCUGUUCUUAUCGCUUUGUUGUAUGUUUAUCUUUAGCUGAUUCAUCAUUUGAAUUUGCAUC
Syzygium oleosum is the source of this 682-nucleotide messenger RNA. RefSeq names its product calmodulin-like protein 11. The record is from RefSeq and is a predicted model, not a curated record. NCBI's taxonomy places the organism in Eukaryota, Viridiplantae, Streptophyta, Magnoliopsida, Myrtales, Myrtaceae. The coding region runs from base 58 to 510 and encodes 150 amino acids. Gene Ontology annotation, molecular function: calcium ion binding; enzyme regulator activity. The transcript has 5 exons.